UCAAGUGAUUUCAGAAAUAAUUUGUAGGUUAACAUAUUUAUGACAUGCUAAAUAACGUUUUCUUGUUAAAUGUAAAUAAUUCAAACAGAAGCGAUGUCUGCUUUUAAUAGCAUUUUAUUUAUAAACAUAAGUAGAGUUUGUAGAAUUUGUUUAACGGAGAGUGCUAGUAUGAGAUCUAUCUUCAGUACUCUUGAAGAAAAUGAAGCCCUGGAAGAGAGCGGUUGUAAUUUCUGGGAUAUUUUAAAAAAAAUCACGAGUGUACCUAUAUCAGUAUCGGAAGGCUUUCCCACGCUGCUUUGUUCAAAUUGUGUUCUGCUUAUUCUUGGCGCCUAUAAGUUCCAAAUACAAUUCCAGCAUUCCAAUUCCAUAUUACAACAAUAUCUGACAGCCUGCCAUGUAAAACAAGAAGUUCACACUGACUCUGUAUUUGAUUAUGUACCAAAUACUGCUGAACUGACUUACGAGACAAAUGUAACCGAAAACUAUAUCGACGCCAUUACAAAAACCCAAAAUGAGCAGUACGGUAAAAGACAAACGAGUAAACAACAAAUUCAUAAACGCACAAACUCAAGAGUGUGCAAAAAACGUGGACGUAAACCAAAGACUGAAUUUGGAGAGGGCGAGGACGAAAAGAGCUCAAGUGAUCAUUCUCUGCAUCCGUGCCCCAUAUGCACCAAAGAAUUUAGCGCAUUAGACUUGAGACAGCACGCACACACUCACAAAGCUUUAAGAAAGUAUCUUAAUAUUCCUGCAAAGUAUAGAAUUUUGCCCACAGUCCAAUUUUACAGAAAAUUUAACCCGAAUAACGUCACAGUAGGGCUCCACAGUCUUAAAGACAAAGUACAUAAAUGUGUUGCAUGCCAGUUCCAAUGUAACGCUAGUCAACUUCGUAUACACCUACAAUUGCAUCGAAAUCAAACUGAAUUUAAAUGUGACCAGUGCCAACGUGUGUUUAAGAAACUAAAUCACCUAAACACUCACAGGGUGAAACAUUUAAAAGAGUGCCCGUUUAAAUGUGAACAGUGCGGUAAGGGAUUUGUGAUUCAAAAGAACUACGAGUGCCAUAUGCUGACUCACAACACAAAUCAGGAAUUGCCACACGAGUGCAGCUUCUGUCUAAAACGUUUUUCUAACCCUGAACAUCUGAAUCGUCACAAAAUAAUGCACACGGAGAAUGUUACCUAUUCCGUUAAAUAUAAGGUUUGUAAAUGUAACCAUUGUCUUAAGUCAUUUCGAGAUCGUGCAAGUUUACAAGAGCACAUGUGUGUCCCUGUCGAACAAAGUGCAAAUAUUCGAUACCCGUGCAAGGUAUGCAGUAAAGUGUUCAAGCAUUCAAGUGGAUUAUAUAAUCACAAUAGAAAUAUUCACAAAUUAAAAGGUGCCAAAGUACUGUGCUCGGUUUGCGGGAAUUACGUUUCUAACAUUUACAAUCACAUGAUGCGACAUAAUGGAGAGAAGCCUUUCCAAUGCAAUCAGUGCAAUAAAAGGUUCGUGGGUAAACCACAACUUCGUCAACAUCUGCUUGUGCAUUCAGGAUUAAAACCUUUUGUGUGCAGCGUGUGCGCAAAAGCGUUUAAUAACUUAUACAAUUUACAGGUGCACGAGAGAAUUCAUAAAGGUGAUCGAUGUCAUAUAUGCAAUAUUUGUAGUAAGGGAUUUUUAGAAAAGUCCUACCUUAAAAAGCACAUGAAUGUACAUACCAAAAUUUAAAUUGCGCUUUAGAUGUAACAUAAUUGUAUAAUGAAUAAUGAUUUAUUAAUUCAGUGAA
This is a messenger RNA of Photinus pyralis (common eastern firefly), 1768 nucleotides long. RefSeq names its product zinc finger protein 11-like. Gene Ontology annotation, cellular component: nucleus. Gene Ontology annotation, molecular function: RNA polymerase II transcription regulatory region sequence-specific DNA binding; zinc ion binding; DNA-binding transcription factor activity, RNA polymerase II-specific. NCBI's taxonomy places the organism in Eukaryota, Metazoa, Arthropoda, Insecta, Coleoptera, Lampyridae. Gene Ontology annotation, biological process: regulation of transcription by RNA polymerase II. The transcript is spliced from 3 exons. The coding region runs from base 94 to 1710 and encodes 538 amino acids. The record is from RefSeq and is a predicted model, not a curated record.